AUGCGGAAGACCACCAAGCACGCGGAGGUGAAGCCGUCCAAGUUCAGAACUACUCUGUGCGACUUCUACCGCCGUCAGGAGGAGUGCCCGUUCGGAAGCCGUUGCGCCUUUGCUCACGGCGAGCAUGAACUGCAGACAGAGGAACGCAACGUCGAGCUGUUGAAGGCUACGGGGCUGCAGCGGCUUGACGGCGUUGCCAUGCCGGCACACACGUCAUGUAACGCAAUGACCACCGAGAGCUCCCUCGUGUCCGUGCUUCCCAUCGCGCCCACUGCACGCCGGCAGCCCGUUAUUGUUUCCCUCCCCUACUGGGCGGAGGGACGCAGUGAGGACGUGGAAAUGGAGGAGCAGUUGUCGGUCUCUGACAGUCUCGCGCUGAAUUCCCCAACAACCGCGGCGGCAGCGGCGCCGAACACGCGUCGGGAGCGUUGCUGUAGCAGGUUUUCCGCGACAUGCUCCAAAGAGGCCCCGCUGAUGUACCGGCACAACCCAUACGGCCUCUCGACCCAGUAUCACUAA
Molecule: messenger RNA, 519 nt
Organism: Trypanosoma grayi
Lineage: Eukaryota; Euglenozoa; Kinetoplastea; Trypanosomatida; Trypanosomatidae
Exons: 1
Coding region: 1-519 (172 amino acids)
Molecular function (GO): metal ion binding
Source: RefSeq, a predicted model, not a curated record